CAUCCCCGGGCACUUCCGGCGCGACCGGCCUAGGACUGUCGUCCGCCUGGGGCCCCUGACCCCAGCCAGCCCCCAUUGCCUGCUGCCUGCACGGCGACACCAUGGAGCGCCUUGAUAAAGCGGCGCUGAAUGCGCUGCAGCCACCGGAGUUCAGGUCUCAGUAAUCCUCUAGUUCAAGAUAGAAGAUGAAACAAUCAAAUGGCAUCAGUUACUUUGUUUUAUCACUGAUUUUACCCAGCUUGACUUUUUCUAGCAAAACCAACAGGAAUGAAAGCUCAUUGGCGUCAACCCUAAAGACUCUCCUGUUCUUCACAGCUUUAAUGAUCACCGUUCCUAUUGGCCUAUAUUUUACAACGAAAUCUUACAUAUUCGAAGGUGCCCUGGGAAUGUCCAACAGAGACAGCUAUUUUUAUGCCGCAAUUGUAGCAGUUGUGGCGGUUCAUGUCGUUCUUGCCCUAUUUGUCUACGUGGCCUGGAAUGAAGGCUCACGACAAUGGCGUGAAGGCAAACAGGAUUAAAGUGAACCUCACCUUUUGAUAGCAUGAAUUUAUUUUUAAAUAUAAUAAGUACUUCUGGGGUAUUGUUAAUAAAUGUAUUUUAUUUGAAUAGAAAGAACAUUAAAAUCAUUCAGGGAGUCAGUCACAUUUGACUAAACUUGGACCCACUUAAUUACUUUUAACUUUGAAUCUCCAUUUGCAAAUAAAAAUUUGAGAAAGUGAGAUAGGUACAAAUGCAAAUGCCAAGUGAAUUACAUCUUAUCCUGUGAAGAAUUUAAAUCUUACAACAAAAGUCUUUUAUAACAAUUUGCCUUAUACUUUUCAGUUUUACUCCUUUGCUUUGGAUGCAUUAAGAAACACACAGUGAAGCAAAUCUCAGUUUCCUUCUUCACUGGAAGACUUUCCCUCUCAGAACAGUAUCGGGCUCUUGGAUUUCAGAUUCUAAUUUCCUAUGGGAAGUUGCUUAAAUUGUGAACAGUGUAAUUAAUCUGAAUGUCACUGAGUAAGGAUAAAUCUCACAUUCUGGAAUUUAAUGGGGAAACUUGCUUAAAUCACACCCAUUCAUGUAAAAGGACUUAGGGUUUACUGAGGGCCAAGAGAUGAGCUCACUGCCAACUUUGUAACUAACACAACAAUAUUGCUUCCUCAUUCUGCUUUGAAAUUAAGCUUCAAUUACAAAAUUAAUUGAAAUCCCUUUUAAAUUUUUCCUACUUAAUAAAACAUAGUAUGUGAUAGGUAUUCGAAUAUCAAAAUGUUCAGUUUGUAUGCAUUGAGAGUGAAACAAUUUUGAAAUCAGACCUUGAGUUUUCUUACUCUUCUUGUCUUUUUCAUCAGAGCUAAGAUACAUCCUAUAUUUUUGGAUGACCAUUGAGGCCUUUUUUUAUGAGGACUCCUCCCCUAAAAAUAAAAUAGUCCUGUGACCUUUCUUCAGUACCUUUAAACUUUGGUCAGACCCACCUCUGGACACUAUAUAUACACAAUCUAAAAACAACUGUCCCCCAAAUUUUUAUUUCUCAUUGGAAAAUCAUAUAUAUUCUGUAAAACACUAGAAAAAUCCAUAUUAAGUCAGAAAGAAAAUAAAAAUUGCCCCAUAAUGUUGCUACCUGAAGAUAAUCACUAUGUUAGUUUACAACCUGUGUGCAGUUUUGACAGGUGUUUCCCGAUGUUAGUUCCAGAAACACUACAACCUUGGUUUAAGUUCAAAUUCUGACAACUUUACCAGAGAACUCUUUACAGUUUUUCAAAUAUAUGGUUUCUGGCCAUUAUCUUAAAAAGCACAUUGUUUCUUUAUUCUUCUAAAAUUCAAAUUUCAGUUGUUUUCACCAAAAAGAAAUGAUAAUUGAAUAGAUAACUCAAUUUGAAUAUUGCACAUGUGCAUAUAUCAAAAAAUUACAUGGCAUCCUAUAAAAAGUAUGUAUGGUUCUUAUGUUUUUAUAUCAGUUAAAAAUAACUCUAAAAAUAAAUUGAAAUAACUUGUUACUGAUUAUCCUAAUACAAAGGCCCUUGCUUAUGUUUGCCAUGAUUGAUUCAUUUGUCCAAAGCUACUUUUUAUCUUAUGGAGCUAGACUGAAGGAAUAAAGAUGAUUAGGCAGAAGAGACAUAUAUACAUUUCUGCUAUCAUUAAGCAAAAUAAUAGAUCAGUAUGAUUAUUACAGGAUUGUUCUUAAUUAUAUUUCACUGUUGUGUAUAGUUUAAAUAUCUUUAAGCAAGUAUUCUAAAUAUAAGGUUAUUUUGUAAAGAAUCUACUUUUAGUUAUGAUAUUUGAGUCUUGAAUGUUGUGUAGUAGAUUUCUGGAUGAUUCCCUCAUCAGGUGGCCUGUUGUAUUUAGAAUUGUCUGCUCAGUUUCUUUUUAUAUAAUGCCAAGGUUUUUUCUUGUACUUUGAAGAUCUUGUGCUAUUUGUAAAAGAUAUCUUGGGAUUAUUUUGUUUGAUUUCAGAUAUUUGCUAGUUAGGUAAUGAUACAGCUAUUUUUCUUCAAGUGUUUCAACCAAGGAUACAUGCAAACAUAAGUCAUUUUCUCUUGGGAAUAAAGUACAAGUGUUUGAAUAUUAAAAUCAGAUGGUCAGAUUCAUAUUCAAGAUUAUUACAGAAUAGACUUCUAAGAAUUUUCCCCAGAACUUACCAUUUUAUUGCUGUUAACUAUGUUAAUUAAUGUGCUAUUUGACAAAUGGACACAUUUUUCAAGAUAUCUUACUAGUUUCCUCUGGCAUAAAGCACAUAUGAUGUAUCGGAAGGGAAAGCUACAGUUAAACUGUUAUGUUUUACAGUAGGAUCAUGGUCACUGAUGUUUAAAAACUGAUUGUAAUAGUAAUCUGAAUCAGGUAGUACAACUCAAGUGUCAAUACAAGCUACUGAAUUAACCCCAUUUACUGUAACAAUACCUUCCCCACCUCCUAACUUGUUCCCUGAAUAAGCUCCCCGCUCCCCGCCACUGUUGAAAAAUGGAAGUUUGCUAUACGAUGCAUCUGAUGUCAUUAGCACGCUCUUCAAAUGGAUACCAUUUCACAUGUAACAGUAGUGUUCUUGUUUGUGUUCAUAGUAAAGAAUUUUAAACCUGCCAUGAGAAAUAACAGAAUGUUUCAUGGAAAUUUAACAGAAAUAGAUUGUAGUACUUAGAAAUUUUUCAUCACAGAAAUCAUACUGAGCCAGGUAUGAUGGCACAUGUCUGUAAUCCCAGUACUUGGGAAGCAGAGGCAGGAGAAUCAGGGGUUCAAGGUCAUCCUUGGCUACAUAGUGAGUUCAAGGUCAUCCUGAGUCAUGUAAGAACCUGUCUUCGAAAACAAAGAACAAGAACAACAUCUACAAAAACAAAUGAAAAAGAACAGUUCUAUUGGCUUUGUCAAAACAAGUUGCCAAUGGAUUUGUGUUCAUUUUCCAUUUCAUAUAUAUCUUAUGUAGACAGAGUAGUCAAGUAGGUCGAUAAAAAAUACUUAGACAAGUAAGGUGUACAUAAAGGAAGGCUAAAGCUGAAGGAGUUCAAUCCUGUGUUUCAUGUAUCUUGUGUAUUUCUGAUCUCCAGACGGUUUCAUAUUUAGUAUCUAAUUUAUGCCGAAAUGAACUUUAAACUUACUAUUCACUAGUGUGAUAUACUAUUCAGAUUCUGCUCCUGGGUUUAAGUUCACUUUCACUAAAGCUGUGCCAAAGUGCACAUUAAUAACUAUAAAAAAUUUAUUUUUCAGUGGGAUGGAGUUAUCUUAAAAAUUACUUUCAGAGACAUUGAGACGCUAACUAUAAAUACAUAGCCUAUGAAUAGCUUAAUCCUUUAUUUCUUAAAUAAGUCCAGAUUUCUUCCCCAUGUCUCCUGGUCACACUUUCUCCUUGCCUAUGUCAUUGAUACAUGUACCUGAAGUAUCUUGUGUUGCUUUUAAGAUGUUCUGUAAAUCAUAUUUGUCAGUUAUACAAACUAGUCUUCCUUUUAGUGUUCAGUGAAAUCUCACUGAACAGGAA
This is a messenger RNA of Nannospalax galili (Upper Galilee mountains blind mole rat), 3943 nucleotides long. It is a transcript of the gene Vma21, whose product is annotated as vacuolar ATPase assembly factor VMA21. NCBI's taxonomy places the organism in Eukaryota, Metazoa, Chordata, Mammalia, Rodentia, Spalacidae. The transcript is spliced from 4 exons. Gene Ontology annotation, biological process: vacuolar proton-transporting V-type ATPase complex assembly. The coding region runs from base 186 to 518 and encodes 110 amino acids. The record is from RefSeq and is a predicted model, not a curated record. Gene Ontology annotation, cellular component: endoplasmic reticulum membrane.